UUGUCUAGGUUUCACUUCAAGGCGUGCUAUCCUCUCUGUUUCUCUUUUGAAACCCUAAAUCCCACCUUCCCCUUCGUUCUCUCAUACGUAGCCAACUCACUCCCCCUGCUCCGGAUAAUCUCUAGCCAUUCACGCUCUGUUUAUCGCUUUCCCUGUGUCUCAAAUCCUAAUUUUCCUAAGGCUUUAUGCGCUCACAAACGUCAAUAGGCUUGGUGAAUCAUGUUGGGUCGAGGUCUCAACCAUCGCUCCCCUUGUGUAGGCAUUCCCUCAAUUUCAUGGUUUGUCUGCAGCAUAGAAAGAAGAAGAACAACUCGAGCAUGGCACAAACGCUAGCGAUGCCCAUAGCUCCCUCUCUCGCCCUAAUCUCAAACCCUAGACCUCUUUCCAGAGCCAUCUAUUUCCCUGUUCUCAACCCUCCCAAGGUGAGAGAGUUAAGCAUAGAGUGCACUCGAGUUGGCGGAGUAGAGAUUCUGAACAACAAGAGAAUCGAGUUCUCGCUACAGUACAUCCAUGGAGUCGAAAGGAGCAGAGCUCGCAAGAUUCUCUGCGAUAUAAGCAUGGACAACAAGGUCACUAAGGAUCUCAGUGAAGAGGAACUCAUCACUCUUAGAGAUGAAGUCUCCAAAUACGUCAUUGAAGGCGAUUUGAGGAGGUUUAAUGCGCUAAAUAUAAAGAGAUUGAAGGAGAUUCAAUAUUACAGAGGAUAGGUAGAUAGGUACGUUUGCUGAAGAAGGCAAACAAAAUCUCAGUGCUAUGCGAUGUCGAAGUCGCACUCAUCAUCUUUUCUACCAAAGGCAAGCUCUUCGAAUAUUCAAGCGAUCCCUGGUUGGAAUUGUUCAAGUAGCUGCUUCUCAAAGAGUAUUUUUAUAGAAUAUAGAUUGAAUCAAAAUGAAGAAGCAAGAACAGAGUUGAGAGCAGUAGAUGCGUGGAUACUAACUGACAAGCCUUACUCUCAUCAAUCCAUUCAUUCGGGUUCAUGGAAAAGGAUCCUGGGAACAAAUUUUUUUAGUCUGAUUUAUCAGAUUCAUUUAAAGAUCGGUGGUAGUUCUCAAGAGGAAAUCAGCCUAGGGUUCAUGUCACUCUUUCUCUCUUUUAUCUUGGGAAACAACAAGUUAGGUGGGAAUUUUUACGGCGGCCCUGUC
Arachis ipaensis is the source of this 1142-nucleotide messenger RNA. RefSeq names its product small ribosomal subunit protein uS13c-like. Gene Ontology annotation, biological process: translation. The record is from RefSeq and is a predicted model, not a curated record. Gene Ontology annotation, cellular component: mitochondrion; ribosome; small ribosomal subunit. Gene Ontology annotation, molecular function: RNA binding; structural constituent of ribosome. NCBI's taxonomy places the organism in Eukaryota, Viridiplantae, Streptophyta, Magnoliopsida, Fabales, Fabaceae.